Messenger RNA from Neltuma alba, 1655 nucleotides. RefSeq names its product 2-C-methyl-D-erythritol 4-phosphate cytidylyltransferase, chloroplastic-like. The coding region runs from base 288 to 1319 and encodes 343 amino acids. The record is from RefSeq and is a predicted model, not a curated record. Gene Ontology annotation, biological process: isoprenoid biosynthetic process. The transcript has 14 exons. Gene Ontology annotation, molecular function: 2-C-methyl-D-erythritol 4-phosphate cytidylyltransferase activity. NCBI's taxonomy places the organism in Eukaryota, Viridiplantae, Streptophyta, Magnoliopsida, Fabales, Fabaceae.
AAAAACGGAGCGAUGAAUCUCUGCAUUUUAUAAUCAGAGAUUCAAAGAACUCACAUGUCGAUAGGCCGAACCUGAAUUUGGUUUGGACUAUUUAGUUUGGUAUAGGACGAACCUGAAUUUUGCUUAUUUAUUUGCAUUUAUUGCUUCCUUGUUUUACCUCAUCUUGUAGUACAGACUCAUCCGUGCGGCCGAUUUCUGCUUCUCCCUCAUUCAACACCUAUUCUUUUGUGUCCGAUUCGUUCAUGUUGUGGGGAAGAAGACAUUUUUUUGGCUUUGGUGAUUAAGAGAUGGUGGCGACUCAAGCUUCGUUUCCGGGCAUUGGUUUCUCUUCUUCUGCUUCGCAGUCUCGUUUAAUCUUCCCCAGAAAUUGCCAUUUUUAUCACACAUCCUUGCCUUAUAUUCCACACUCCACCCUCCAAUAUAGAGGUUAUAAAAUCGAUUCACUGAAACAUGCUAGAAUUGCAAAAUCAAGGCUUACCGUUUGCUCUGCCGAAGCUGGGCGAGAUUCUUGUACUGUGAAAGAACGAAGUGUAUCAGUUGUACUCCUUGCCGGAGGGAAGGGCAAGAGGAUGGGGGCUUGCAUCCCAAAGCAGUAUCUUCCGCUUCUAGGCCAACCAGUUGCAUUGUAUAGUUUCAACACUUUCUCUCACAUGGGUGAAGUGAAAGAAAUCGUUGUUGUUUGUGAUCCUUCAUACAGAGAUAUUUUUGAAGAUGCCAAAGGAGACAGCAUAGCUGAGCUUAAAUUUGCUCUGCCUGGGAAGGAAAGACAGGAUUCAGUUUACAAUGGAUUCCAGGCUAUUGAUCCAAACUCUGAGCUGGUUUGUAUCCAUGAUUCUGCAAGACCUCUGGUAUUGGCAAGAGAUGUGAAAAAGGUUCUUAAAGAUGGAUUGUCAAUUGGAGCGGCUGUUCUUGGAGUUCCGGUGAAGGCUACAAUCAAAGAGGCAAACAGUGAAUCUUUUGUAGUUAAAACACUGGACAGGAAAACACUAUGGGAGAUGCAGACUCCGCAGGUUAUCAAGCCUGAGUUGCUGAGAGAAGGAUUUGAGCUUGUAAACGGCGGAGGUCUAGAAGUUACCGAUGAUGUUUCCAUCGUUGAGCACCUUCAACAUGCUGUUUAUAUCACUGAAGGAUCUUACACCAACAUCAAGGUCACUACUCCUGAUGACUUGUUACUGGCAGAGAGAUUAUUACAUGUGGAUUCUGGAUUUGAUUUGUGGCCGGAGCUAUCAAGAAGAAACCCAGAGCGGUGUACCAACACAACAGAGCAGGAGAAAGGGCCUAUUUCAGUCAAGGAAAAAGAGAAGCUGGUAGGAGCAUAGCUAAGGUGGAAAAAGGGGAAGUUUAGUUGAUUUGUUACUGUUAAUCAAUGUGACAUUAAUAUUUUUUCUGUUUAUGUUCCCAUUUUGUGGAGCAUUUAAACUUUACUGAUAUGAUUGUAUGUGUGGAGGAAUGCAGGAGGGGAGUAGAUCUUACAUAGUUGGGUUUUAGUGAUAUAGAUUAUACGUGAGAUGUGAAUGAAUCCAUGAAGUACACAUCCAAUAUUUUGGAUUGGAUGUGUAAUUUACCAGUUAUGAUUUAUUAGAGCUGGAACAGGGGAGCAAAGUCUUCGAAAGUAAAAUCUGGACAGCACUGAUAAAUAAAUAUUGCUAAACCAA